Messenger RNA from Bombus pyrosoma, 3378 nucleotides. Its product is annotated as glucose dehydrogenase [FAD, quinone]-like. The transcript is spliced from 3 exons. Gene Ontology annotation, molecular function: oxidoreductase activity, acting on CH-OH group of donors; flavin adenine dinucleotide binding. The record is from RefSeq and is a predicted model, not a curated record. The coding region runs from base 1 to 1854 and encodes 617 amino acids. NCBI's taxonomy places the organism in Eukaryota, Metazoa, Arthropoda, Insecta, Hymenoptera, Apidae.
AUGUAUAUAAUGGAUGUCAACCGCAAUAUUCUGGGAGGAAUGCGAUCACAAACAGCCAGAUCGAUAAUUUCCAUUGUCAUAAGCAUAUUGCUAUACUCCAUAUAUUCGAUUGUUAAUUAUUCCUCGAAGAAUCUUCCUUCCAAAUCACUAUUGCCAUCUUACGAUUUCAUAGUCAUAGGCAGUGGUUCUGCAGGAGCUGUGGUAGCGAGUCGGUUGUCCGAGAUAGAAAACUGGAACGUACUCCUCUUGGAAGCAGGUAGCGAUGGAAGCAUUCUAUAUGAUAUUCCUCUUCUUGCCGCCGGUCUGCAGCUCACCGAGAUCGAUUGGAAAUACCAGACGGAACCUAAUGAAAAUUAUUGUAGAGCGAUGAAGAAGGGUCAUUGCCUGUGGCCACGUGGCAAAGCGGUCGGAGGCAGUAGCACUAUAAAUUACAUGCUCUAUGUUCGUGGUAACAAAAAAGAUUACGACAUCUGGGAACAACUAGGCAAUCCAGGAUGGUCCUACAAGGACGUCCUCAGUUAUUUCAAAAAAUCGGAAGACAAUCAAAAUCAGAUUUACACCAAGACUCCGUAUCAUUCGACGGGAGGUUACCUAACUAUCAACGAAGCACAAUGGCAGAGUUCACUGAGUAAGGCGUUUCUUCAAGCAGGACAAGAAAUGGGUUACGAGAAUAGAGACAUUAAUGCCGAACGGCAGACUGGCUUUAUGUUUCCUCAGGGGACCAUUAGACGUGGAAGCCGGUGUUCCACGGGGAAGGCCUUCCUGCGGCCAGCCAGCGCACGUAAGAAUUUACACGUCGCUAUGCAAGCACAGGUUACGAAAAUUUUAAUAGAUCCGUCGUCAAAGAGGGCUUACGGUGUAGAGUUCCUUAGGGACGGAAAAACGAUGCGCGUUCGUGCCAACAAGGAGGUGAUAGUUUCCGCAGGAUCUAUCAGCAGUCCUCAAUUACUGAUGUUGUCCGGAAUAGGACCUGGAGAACACUUAGCGGAACACGGGAUACCAGUGAUUCAGAAUUUAAGUGUGGGUUAUAAUCUUCAAGAUCAUAUAAGUACGGCAGGCGCUAUUUUCUAUGUGAAUGAAGAUACAUCGUUGAAACAGGGCAAGUUGAAUAAUAUUCGAUAUAUUCUAGAAUACGCCUUAUUCGGAACCGGUCCAUUAACUGUCUUAGGAGGUGUCCAAGGACUAGCUUUUAUCAAUACCAAAUACGCGAAUGCCUCGGACGAUUUCCCAGACAUAGAACUGCAUUUUGUGCCAUUGAUUAAGAACACCGACGCUGGCACAAUUUAUAAAACUAUUCACGGUCUGUCCUCAGAAUACUUCGAUAAUGUAUAUGGAAAAUUCGUCGAUACGGACUUAUGGGUCGGGCUUCCUACACUUUUAAGACCGAAAAGCAGAGGUAUCAUGAAGCUUCGAAGCAACAAUCCCUUCGAUCAUCCACUAAUUUAUCCCAACUACUUCGAAUACCCGGAAGAUCUGGCGAGAAUAGUAGAAGGAAUUAAGUUUAUGGUCGAGAUGACUAAAACUGCACCAUUUAGACGUUAUGAAAGCAAAAUUUUAUCGAUACAAUUUCCUGGCUGCAAGAAUAUUCCUAUGAAUAGCGAUCCAUACUGGGAGUGCGUGAUCAGGUACUAUACCGCGACUCUAUAUCAUCCAGUGGGUACUUGCAAGAUGGGGCCUAAUUCGGAUUCAACAGCUGUAGUAGACCCCCGGCUUCGAGUUCACGGAGUCACCGGACUUCGAGUCAUAGACGGUUCGAUUAUGCCAAACAUAGUCAGUGGUAAUCUUAAUGCCCCGAUUAUCAUGAUCGCAGAGAAGGGUUCCGAUAUGAUAAAAGAGGAAUGGUUGAUGAAAUAGGAUACAGAGUGAGUAGCUGUUCUUGUAAAUUAACUUAAAGCGGCUGCUACUGUUUAUUACACAGUAGACACUUGUAAUUAUAAAUUCAAUAUAAAUUCCCAUUCUAUAUUACGUUACGAACUUAUCAAAGAACAAACACUUCAAGAAGUAGGAGUUGUACGACUUCAGCUGUUACAUACUUUUAUGUGUUCUGGUUCAUUUCUUACAUUGCCGUUGGAAUUCAGAACUUAAAUGUAGUAUCAUGGACAGAUUGCCUAUGAAGUAUCGGGUGAACCAUAAACCAUGUUGCGGAGAAGCUUAAGUGCCGACAGGCCAAAAAGAUUGGAAACUUCGAUGGACCGAGCGGCCUAACAAUGUGUCGUCGGUCCUUCAGUCGACUAGUUACGCGGAGAAAAGGCCUAUGUGACCAUGGCCGCGGACGGUUGCGGAACAUGUACGUGAUGGAGCUAUGAGAAAAGACAAAGGGAUGCUUAAGGGAGAAAGACAAAUCAACAGGCAGUCGUUAGUUGAGAAGGAGUGUUGUCAGGGUUGUCGAAGAGGAUGGUCCGCACGUGAGAGAACGCAGGAGAAACACGCGCGAUUCGCAGCAGCAUCGUGACAAACACUAUCAAAAAGCACAUGUUGGUUCAAUAUGUAGUUUUAAUAUGUCGUUUCAAGAAAUUGCAGACACGUGCAUGUGGCCAGAAGCACAGAAGGCAAUUUAUGCGAGAAAACUAUUAAAAGGAUCAGCAAGGAUAUUUUCGAGUUUCGACUGCCAUCCUAGGACUUGGCAUGAAUUGAAGCGAGAACUAAUAAAAGUGUAGCGGCACAUGAGUCAUCCCCCGACGGUACUCCCCCAACCAGUAUAAAUAAACGAAACACGCUCUCUAGUACAAUCAGUAAUCAGUAUUCAGUAGUGAGUAUUCAGUAAUCAUUACCCAGUAUCCGUAUAUCAAGUAGCAUUGAGCGAACGACGACUAACUCUGUAUUCUGUACUUAGAACGAUUUUAAAUACAUCUGACCAUAUCAAGUAUUAACUCGUUUCAUCGUUUGAAACAAUACGUUUAAUAUCCACCACAAAAGAAUUCUCAAAGAAAAUUAAUAAUUGACAAGUACACCAGAGACUCGAGAAAAUAAAAAAGAGAAACGAUGAAGCAAAGGUAGAAUAUAUCAUAUACGGAAUAAUAGACAAAGAGAGUAACAAGUCUAUACUAUACGGCACUACGUCAGUCAAGGGACUAAGGAAAAGAUUAGUUAUCUAUGAGGAACAAAAGUGGACUGCGAAGCCGGUUAAAACCGGAAAUAACAAGAAGUACAGUCAAUCUGGAAAUAUAGUAAAGGAUAAAAGGUGUUAUAAUUGCGGUGAUAAAGAACAUGUGAGUGCAGAUUGUACGAACAAGUCGAAAGGCCCCAAGUGUUUUAAGUCUAGAGAGUACAAACAUAUCGCAUCCAAGUUUUUUUUUGUUAUUUAAUUUGUACUUUACAAUUUGUCCAGUUGGACAUUUGGUAAAUUUUUCUAACUUAAUUGCUAAAUAACAUGUGGUU